CUAUGGCCUUAUACUAAUAUUUCAAAAUCAACACUUUCAUCCAAAAUAUUGUCCCUCCAAAACCACAAACUCCAUUUUCACCUGUUUUCUUCUUCUUUCCUUCAAACUCUUUUUGAAAAAAAAAAUCUCAUUUUUUUUUGCUUGUGAUUUUUACACUUUUUUAGUUUUUUUUAAAAAAAUCUCUGCUGCAAUGGCUGUAGCAGAGUUUAUUCCUUCUUCUUCAUCAUUGACUAAAAAAGCGAGUUUUUAUUCAUCACAACUCUCUAAUGUUUCAACUAAGAUCUCUCAUCAACGUCGAUUAAGCUUUAAGCCUUUAUUGAGAACUCAUAAUCAUUCUCAAAUAUGUUGCUCUGUUACUUCUAAGGAAGCUCAAGCGACGACUGUAGUGCAGACUGAUGAUCCAAAGAAGAAAUCAGAAUGCUAUGGAGUUUUCUGUCUUACUUAUGAUCUCAAGGCUGAAGAAGAGACGUCUUCGUGGAAGAAAAUGAUUACUGUUUCUGUGUCUGGUGCUGCUGGGAUGAUUGCUAAUCAUCUUCUAUUCAAACUUGCAUCUGGUGAGGUUUUUGGGCCAGAUCAACCUAUUGCACUAAGGCUAUUGGGGUCUGAGCGGUCAAUCCAAGCGCUUGAAGGAGUUGCUAUGGAACUAGAGGACUCUUUGUAUCCUUUGCUUAGGGAGGUAAAUAUAGGUAUAGAUCCCUAUGAGGUGUUCCAGGAUGCAGAAUGGGCACUUCUCAUUGGUGCAAAGCCUCGAGGCCCCGGUAUGGAACGAGCUGGCUUAUUGGAUAUAAACGGCCAAAUCUUUGCUGAACAGGGGAAAGCUCUCAAUGCCGUUGCAUCGCGAAAUGUUAAAGUGAUAGUUGUGGGAAACCCUUGCAAUACCAAUGCAUUGAUUUGUUUGAAAAAUGCUCCAAAUAUACCAGCAAAGAACUUCCACGCCUUGACGAGGUUAGAUGAAAAUAGAGCCAAAUGCCAGCUAGCUCUAAAAGCUGGAGUCUUUUAUGACAAAGUAUCUAAUGUUACCAUUUGGGGCAAUCACUCAACAACUCAGGUUCCAGACUUUUUAAACGCUAAAAUUAAUGGAUUGCCAGUCAAAGAGGUGAUUAAAGACACUAAAUGGUUAGAGGAAGAGUUCACUGAAAAAGUCCAAAAGAGAGGUGGUGUACUUAUUCAGAAAUGGGGUAGAUCUUCAGCUGCAUCAACUGCUGUGUCGAUUGUCGAUGCAAUAAGGUCUCUUGUCACUCCUACACCUGAAGGAGAUUGGUUUUCUACUGGAGUAUAUACAAAUGGAAAUCCUUAUGGAAUAGCACAGGAUAUAGUUUUCAGUAUGCCUUGUAGAUCAAAAGGAGAUGGUGAUUAUGAACUAGUAAAAGAAGUUAUAUUUGAUGAUUACCUUUGGAACCGUAUAAAAAAGUCAGAAGAUGAGUUGCUCGCGGAGAAAAGAUGUGUUGCCCAUCUUACAGGAGAGGGUAUCGCGGUCUGUGAUCUCCCCGGAGAUACGAUGCUUCCCGGAGAGAUGUGAAACCAGCAAACCAUAUUGUUACAAAUUAUGUUUUAAGAACUUGCAUAGAAUGCAAGUGUUUGUUUGUAAUUUGUGUAUCAUUGAUAAAUCAGUCUCAACAAGGGAGAUAAUAAAUGAGACACAGUAUCAACAUUAUUCUAAUCGAGUCGAUUCCAUGAUUAUAAUUUCAUUCCGUACUAGAGUGAACCCCACAUAUGGUUACUAGCUUUGGGUACGCGCGUUGUACGUAUAUCC
This is a messenger RNA of Solanum lycopersicum (tomato), 1753 nucleotides long. RefSeq names its product malate dehydrogenase (gene mdh). Gene Ontology annotation, molecular function: L-malate dehydrogenase (NAD+) activity; L-malate dehydrogenase (NADP+) activity. The record is from RefSeq and is marked validated. Gene Ontology annotation, biological process: malate metabolic process; tricarboxylic acid cycle; oxaloacetate metabolic process. NCBI's taxonomy places the organism in Eukaryota, Viridiplantae, Streptophyta, Magnoliopsida, Solanales, Solanaceae.